Daldinia decipiens is the source of this 1468-nucleotide messenger RNA. Its product is annotated as putative glutathione S-transferase. Bases 471 to 1193 code for a protein of 240 amino acids. Gene Ontology annotation, molecular function: glutathione dehydrogenase (ascorbate) activity. The record is from RefSeq and is a predicted model, not a curated record. Gene Ontology annotation, biological process: ascorbate glutathione cycle; cellular oxidant detoxification. The transcript is spliced from 5 exons. Lineage: Eukaryota; Fungi; Ascomycota; Sordariomycetes; Xylariales; Hypoxylaceae.
UCGGAAUCAUUUGUAAGCUAGUGCCCCGUUGUUAGCUUGCGGCCAAUAAGGUAUUCACCAAAGAUCCAGGCAUCAGAUGGGAGGCGUCAUUCCUGAUCCCCAACAGAAUGUUAUUAGCAACGGCAAUAAUCCGGGUUAUGUGAUUUCCGGGGAGUUGGUGGGUGAGGUAUUAAGGGGAGGGGGGCCGAUGAGCAAGAAGCAUGUAGGAUGGACUUCUUAAUUAGUACUCAAUUAGUAUAGUCGGAUGAGACAUCGCAUACGAAGUAGUACUUGUUGCAAUUACCUAAAUAACCCGAUUGUAGAUGCGGGGCUCAUGCAUUGGCCGGCGAGUUCAUGCGUGGAUCGGAGACUUUUAGUGUUUUGUCAUCUUCAAUAUUAUAGUCGAGCAUAAAGACAAUGGACCUUCCGAUCUAAAUUUCUACUUCUCUAUUUAAUUAUUGUAUCUGGUAUCUUCAUUAUCUUCCUUUACAAUGGCCAAUCAGGAGAUCGUGUUUUUCGACUUGCCGUCUAAGACGCCAAACAAGACAUGGUCAUACAACCCAUGGAAAACUCGGUUUGUGUUGAACUACAAGAACCUCCCCUAUAAGACAGAAUGGGUUGAAUACCCAGACAUCAAGGGAAGAUUCCAAGACCACCUCCCGAAGAUGGAUGUAUACACUAUCCCGACGAUCAUCUUGCCCGACGGGACUUGGGUAAAUGACUCCUUCACAAUCGCCGAAGUGCUCGAGAAGAAGUAUCCGGAGCCGAGCCUCCACCUGGACUCCCCUUAUCUGCCAAAAGUGAAGGAACUCCUUGUGCAGAUCUUGACUGCCACCAAGGCCGUCUACGUCCCGGGGGUUUUCAACAAGAUACUGAACGAUUCUAGCAAGGACUACUUCCGCCGGACUCGCGAAGUCAUGUUUGGCGAUACCUUGGAGGAGGUAGCUCAGAAGCAGGGCGGCGAAGCAGCAUGGAAAGCUGCGCAGCCUGCUCUGGAGAAGGUCACCGCCCUGCUGAAAGAAAACAGCGACGGCCCUUUCUUCGAGGGGAAGAAGAUGGGCUUCGCUGACUUCACGUGGGCGUCGUUCCUCGUUUUCGCUCAAAGAAUCGGCGAUGAUGUCUAUCAAGAAGUACUGAAGCAUAGCGGAGACGCAGCAGUGCAUGAGAAGCUGCUAGAGGCCGUGAAGCCCUGGUAUGAAAGAGACGACCACUAGUCGCGCUGACACUACUCGGGGUGUUGAAAUGAGUGGUCAAGGGACUACUUUCAGGUACAGUACAUGGGAUCUUGGCAUGGAAUGUAUAUAUAUUAAGAAGGACCUCCCUCCUCACUUAUACAAUUGAUACGGAUCCGUACACUAAGUCAAUAUGCAAGUAUAGCUUAUAUGCUGUAUCUUUUAGCAGAUAACCACGUAUGGAGCUAUCAGGUCAAUUAGUAGAUCAAUAUAGUGCAAUAUGCCAAGUUAUAGCUUAAUAUACGAUUGAGACCCAU